AUAGACAUGCAAUCGUUCGUGAGGGUGGUGGUAUUCGUGUUUGGUAUGACGAUUAUACAACAAUUGAUUGGAUUCAUGAUUAUGUCAAAGAACGCGUUCGUGUUCGUAAAAUUCACUCGGUUAAAGGUGUUCGUGGUUAUUUUAUGAAAGCAUUUGAUAGUUUUCAGGGCUGGUUUCUGGUAUUUCUUAUCGGAGUCAUUACUGCCUAUGUUGCUGGUGCUGUAGAUCUUGCUGUGGAAUGGGGUUCCGGUCUUAAGGAAGGAUAUUGUUCCACUGAUGUUUUUAAAAACAAAAGCUUUUGCUGUUAUAAUAGUAGUAAUACCGAAGCCGACCAAUCCUGUAAUGAAUGGGUUACGUGGUCUCAAGUCUUUUAUAAAGAUUCUUGGUGGUUCAAUUAUUUCACUUAUGUUUUUGUUGCUUUCUGCUUCGCUGUCUGUGCUGCAAUACUUGUAAAAUACAAUUCUUUAUAUGCUACCCCCUCGUUAAAGAGUUCUUCAAGGAGUAGGUCAGGUAAUUUUAACGGCAAAAAAGAGCGAAAAUCGUAUGCAGCUGGGAGUGGGAUUCCUGAGGUUAAAACUAUAUUGAGCGGUUUCGUAAUUCGCGGUUUUCUUGGUGUUAGAACUCUUUGGGUCAAAUCCUUGACACUGGCAAUGGUUGUUACUGCAGGAAUGACGCUUGGCAAAGAGGGUCCUUUUGUGCAUAUUGCAUGUUGCAUUGGUAACAUCCUUAGCCGCAUGUUUAACAAAUAUAACAAAAAUGAGGGUAAAAGGAGAGAAAUAUUGUCUGCUUCAGCAGCUGCAGGUGUGAGUGUGGCUUUUGCUGCACCAAUAGGUGGUGUAUUAUUUUCAUUGGAAGAAAUAAUCGAUCCAUUUGGUACUGGUAAAAUCGUCAUGUUCCAAGUUUCAUAUGACAACGAUUGGCAUGUCUUUGAAUCCGUGUCAUUUAUAAUUCUUGGCGUCUUAGGGGGAGUGUUUGGUGCUAUUCUUAGUAAACUUAUUGCUCUGUACACUAAAUAUGUUCGUAACGGGACGUGGCUCAAAGAUCACCCGAUUACUGAAGUUGGAAUAGUGGUUAUUAUUACUGCUACAGUCAACUUUUUAACUAAGCACACAAGGGUUCCGGCUGGUAUUUUUAUUCCUUCUUUACUUAUUGGCGCAUGCACAGGAAGAAUGCUUGGACUUGCCGUUCAAUGGUUAACUUUAACAUACCCCGAUUUUCCAAUAUUUACAUCAGUAUGUGACCCUUAUAAGGUAAAUGAUUGUGUUAACCCAGGAGUGUAUGCUAUGGUAGGAGCUGCUGCAUGUUUGGCAGGUGUAACAAGAAUGACAGUAUCCUUGACCGUCAUCAUGUUUGAACUUACUGGCGCAUUGACUUAUAUUCUGCCAAUAAUGACUGCUAUUAUGAUUGCAAAAUGGGUUGCUGAUGGAAUUGUCAAACAUGGACUUUAUGAUCUUUUGAUUUCUCUCAAUGAUCAUCCAUUCUUGGAUUCCAAAGCAGAAUAUAUUACGACCGCAGCUACUGUGGAUCUUAUUCAAAGAGAUACCGAAGUUAUUGAUAUUAAUCAACGAAAUACUAUUUUUGAUCUGAAGACUAAAUUAAACAAAAUAGUCAACAGAGGGCAUUCAGAUGACGGUUUUCCAGUAGUUGAUGGUACACUGUUGGUUGGUUACAUUGCGGCAAAUGAACUUGAACAUGCAUUAAAACAUGUAGAUGAAUUACCUGAGUCAACAGAGUGUCAGUUCGGAAAAACUGAGUUUGAAAUAUCGAUACCAAAUGGUCAUGACCAUGAACAUAAAAUUACAAAUUUUACAGCUUAUACAGAUCUGGCGCCAUUGACUGUAUCAAAAAAUGCUUCAUUAGAAGUUGUACUUGAAUUAUUUAAAAAAUUAGGGUUAAGAUAUGUUUGUGUUGUAAACUGUGGACAUUAUGUUGGUGUCAUACAUAAGAAACAAUUAUUAGAAUUGAAUAUUGUAGUUGGAGAAACUUGGUGA
Molecule: messenger RNA, 1991 nt
Organism: Racocetra persica
Lineage: Eukaryota; Fungi; Glomeromycota; Glomeromycetes; Diversisporales; Gigasporaceae
Source: the annotation of a GenBank genome assembly